Molecule: messenger RNA, 375 nt
Organism: Trypanosoma grayi
Lineage: Eukaryota; Euglenozoa; Kinetoplastea; Trypanosomatida; Trypanosomatidae
Exons: 1
Coding region: 1-375 (124 amino acids)
Source: RefSeq, a predicted model, not a curated record
AUGAAGCCUGGAUUGAAUCUUUGCCAGGCGUGGGACAACUUCGUGGCAUGGAUUUAUGCUAUCCGCCACGAGGGCAUGUCGGCUGAAGAGGCGCAACUGGGCAGAGGGCUGUAUUAUCAGCUUCGGGUGGCCCAGGCGGCGAAGGAAAACCCCGGCGUUAAUAUCCAAACCCUUGCCAAUGCCAUCGGGGAUCCCGGAAAGGAGGACGACCCGAUUUUUCAGACGGUCCAGAAAACGAAAAAAUAUUCCGCCCCUCCUAGCUAUGCGCGUGGUUUUCGAUGCUGGCGCACAGGGCACUACAGCACAACAUGCUAUGUGCAGGUGAAAAAGACGCCAUUUAAGCCAAAAAACGAUUAUCGGCCCCGGAAGCAGUGA